UACAUUAUAUCUGUAUUGUCUCAUGUUGUCUUUUGCAUCUAAGAUUGAAAUUUGUAAUUAUGAUCCACAAUGAACAGACACAUCAAUUAUACAAUGCAACAUAAUUAAAAUUGAGAAGAAUGAAAUGAAUGAAUAAAAGAAACACUUCGAAAUUUGUGUUUCGAUGCUUAACCUAUACUGACCUUCCUUUUCUAAAUCGACAUCAUUUUAAAUGUCAGUCAUGGAAAGUAAAAGUUGCAACAAUUUUGUAAGUUAUGUGGGAAUCGAAGAACUUGAAAUGCAGCAAAUAAAUUCUAGUCAACAUAAUUCAUUGAUCGAAAACAAUUUAAAACUCUUGCGAGGAGAAGCUCUCGUUGCUAAAGCACAAAAUGUUUUAAUGUUUUUACCGGUUGGUGAUUUAAAACAAGGAACUUCUGGCGUACUUUCUGUUACUAAUUUCAAGCUCUCUUUUUUUACAACUGAUGAUUCAAAUGGAGAGGAUAAUAAUCAUCAACAAAAUCAUUUAUAUGGGUAUACAGAUACAUGCCUGACAAAUAUUGAUGAAAUUUACUUAAUAGUAGGUGAUAAAAAGAAAAAACUUCUUCCAGGAAAUUUAGUACCGUCCAAAGUAAAAGCAAUAUUUAUUACUUGUAAGAAUUUGAGGACAUGGUCAUUUUCCUUUAAAUUUUCACCUCUUGGGGAUGGAAAAAAUAUCUUAAAUGCCUUGUUACAUUAUGCAUUUCCUAGCAGACAUCAUUUGUUGUUUGCCUAUGAUUACACUGAACCAUAUUACAGCAGUCUUGAUAAAGGUAUCAGAUUAUUUAGAAAUAUGUCUGAUUGGCAAAAUGAAUUUGAACGUAUAUUAAAUAGUGAAAAAGCAAGUCAAGGAUGGAGAUUGUCAACUGUUAAUAUAAAAUUUCAGUUGUGUUCCAGUUUGCCACAAUAUAUCAUUGUACCAGCAUCAUUAACCAAUAUUCAGCUAACAGAUGCUGCAAAAUAUUUUCAAGGUAAUAGAUUACCGAUUUGGGCAUGGUCAAAUCAACAUGGUGCAGCAUUAGUAAAAAUACCUGAACUAUUACCAACAAUUACUGAAAGGAUACAAGAAAACAUAAUAUUAGAAAAUAUCAGAAAAAGCCAUCCUCAUAAAUUGCCACCAAUUGUAAUUUAUCUAAGUAAAGAUAUUAAUGUGAAAUCAAUAGCUGUAGGUUUCUCAAAAUUUUACAAUUUGUGUUCUCCAGAAAAUAUUAGACAACUUUGGAUACAAGACAAUAACUUCUAUUCGUUAUUAGAAAAUACAAAAUGGCUUAAGUAUGUAUCAUACUGUCUAGAAAAAACAGUUACAGCUUGUGAAAAUCUUAAUUCAGGUUAUACAGUAGUUUUACAAGAAGGAGAAGCUAGAGAUUUGUGUUGUGUUAUAUCAAGUUUAAUACAGUUAUUGCUUGAUCCACAUUUUCAAACCAUUGUUGGAUUUCAAUCUCUGAUACAAAAAGAAUGGGUUGCUAAUGGACAUCCUUUUUGUGAUCGUUUAGGGCAUAUGAUGAAACCAAACUCUGAAAAGUCUCCAUUAUUUCUUCUUUUCCUUGAUUGUGUUUGGCAAAUAUGUCAACAAUUCCCAGGAGAAUUUGAAUUUACUGAAACAUAUUUGACAACAUUAUGGGAUGCAGCUCAUGUGUCAAUUUUUGACACUUUCAUUUUCAAUUGUGAAAAAGAUCGUACGAUGGCAGCUACGGAUCCAAAUACACCGCUUAUAUUACGUAGUGUUUGGGACUGGAGAGAACAAUUUAAUGAUCAAGAUAUCUUAUUAUUUUAUAACCCUUUAUUUAAUGCUAAUGGAAAAACUUUAACAGAAAAGAUGAUCAUGAAACCAUUGUACAGUAUCUCUAAUUUAGAACUUUGGAGCCAAUGUUAUUUUCGUUGGAUACCCCCGCUCGUUAUUCAUAAUGGUGGUGGAAGUCAUAUAGAUCUUUAUACUAGAUUACUUCGUAAUGAUAUAAACCAAUUAAGACUAAGUAUAGAUAGAAGUUGUGGAUCACCAAUUGAUAAAAUAGGUAGUUAUUUACUUCAGAUGAAUAUUGACAGCUUUUAUCCAUUUAGUAGUAAAAGAUCUGGGAAUACUGUUAGUACUCCUAUCAUAAGUAGUACAAUACUUGCAACUGAAAGUUUAUUGGAUGCUCAAUCCUUGAUAACUGUACCUGAUUGACUGUUCACAAUGUAUAUAUAUCUUACGUACGUAGGUAUAAAUAGUUUUACAGAUUUAUACCAUCCCUUUUAUAGUCAAUUGUACAGUAUCUUGUUAAAACAUGUUAUAAAAUAUAUAAAAAAGAUUUAGAAAUAAG
Molecule: messenger RNA, 2315 nt
Organism: Vespa crabro (European hornet)
Lineage: Eukaryota; Metazoa; Arthropoda; Insecta; Hymenoptera; Vespidae
Product: myotubularin-related protein 10-B
Exons: 10
Coding region: 212-2179 (655 amino acids)
Source: RefSeq, a predicted model, not a curated record